Molecule: messenger RNA, 3660 nt
Organism: Penicillium macrosclerotiorum
Lineage: Eukaryota; Fungi; Ascomycota; Eurotiomycetes; Eurotiales; Aspergillaceae
Gene: rom2
Product: putative Rho guanyl nucleotide exchange factor (Rom2)
Exons: 2
Coding region: 1-3660 (1219 amino acids)
Biological process (GO): intracellular signal transduction
Molecular function (GO): guanyl-nucleotide exchange factor activity
Source: RefSeq, a predicted model, not a curated record
AUGGCAGACCUGGGGAGUCAGCGUAACCGGAAUUACCGGCCUUAUGGUGGACCGGCCUCGUCCGAGCAGCGAGAUGCUGCAUACUCGGACAUCUUUGGCAGCACACCACCCCCGGGACGCUCCCAAACCAUGACCUCACAGACAGUUCCGUUCUCCCAGGGCCGUGCCCAUACUAUGUCGUCGCACACGGUCCAGCCCCAAUUUCAGAGGAUGCCGCCGCCGCCAACUCGCCAACCUGUUGUCAACGGCUACGGACCACCGCCCUCUGCACCUCCAAAUGGUUACCCUCCACCGCCACCUUCAGGUCAAUACCAGGCAUAUAACCCAGCCGGGGGAGCCGCGACAAUGUCUUCGCAUCCACCAUCUCUGCGACAGUACCCUCCUCGAGCGGGGCGCUCCGCCUACCCCCAACCCCAACGCCUGGAUAGACCCGGUCCGCCGCCCCAGUACCCAGAUCCACGCGAUUUAGGCCGGCCAGCACCUCCAAUGCCUCCCCCUGCCUUGAAUUCCGAUCCGAACAGAUCACAAUCAAUGGCAAAAUUGCCAUCCUAUCACAACCAAAUGCCUCCACAUAGCACUUUCAACCACGGAUCUUCUGCAACCGUGCGGCAGCAGCAAUACUAUCCAGGCGCCACGACGAUGACGCAGCUUGGACGACCGCUUCCAGAAAGGCAUUUCAACGAGCGAGCCAUGUCGAUGACCACCUAUGCGGCGGAUGUAAACCAUGCCCGCAUUAUGAACAGCGGGAGACAUAUCCCGGCUCCCAGGCCCCCGUCCGGGCAUGAACAGGUUAUACCACAAAGAUUCGACUCCAUGCCUGCCAACGCGGCCGAAAGCUACGCCAAGCCCCGCCCGCCCAGCGAGACUUCUCAGCGAUCUCGUACCAUGUCUAUGGCAUCGACUAUUGCUCCUGACCGCACUAUGAGUGUUCAAAGUCAAGCAACACAGAAAUCUAACGGUCAAUCGACACUUGUGUCUAGCGAUUCGCGCCGCAAGGUGCCUGUUGUAUACCCUGCUCUCCUUGCGCGUGUUGCCGAUGUUUUCCGAGAGAAGAUCUCGCUCGGUGAACGCCAAAAGAACGGGCUAUCUUACCAGAAUGCCUUUUCGGGCUCUGAUGCCGUGGAUUUGAUCGCCAACAUUAUUCGAACAAAUGACCGAAAUCUCGCACUAUUGUUGGGUCGUGCCCUAGAUGCCCAGAAAUUUUUCCACGAUGUCACCUAUGAUCAUCGCCUUCGAGAUGCCCCUGGCGAGGUCUAUCAAUUCAAGGAAACCAUGGGCGAGGAGACGCUUACCUCGGAGGUCAAUGGCGUUUUCACUCUCCUGACUGAAUGCUACUCUCCUACUUGCACCCGGGACAGCCUCUGCUACUCCAUUGCCUGUCCGCGACGAUUGGAACAGCAAGCACGCUUGAAUCUGAAGCCUCAGCCGGUUCUGAGAACGUCUGGAUCUAAGGGCAGCCUUCACAUCGACGACGAUGAAGAUAAUGACAAUCAAAAGCUGUGGAUCAACAUGGUUCCAAAGGAAAUUUCGGAGGCUGUGGAUGACCGCGAGAAGAAGAGACAGGAGAUCAUCUUUGAGAUCAUGUACACGGAGCGAGAUUUCGUCAAGGAUUUGGAGUACCUACGGGAUUUCUGGAUGCGACCGUUACGCGCGGCAGGCACUAAUACUCACUCUCCCAUCCCGGAGCACCGGCGAGAGAAGUUCAUUCGGACGGUGUUUGGAAACUGUUUGGAGGUGCUGAAGGUCAACAGUGGCCUUUGUGAAGCCCUGAACACUCGACAAAAAGAAAGUCAUGUUGUUAAGACCGUUGGUGAUAUUUUCCUCCAGCAUGUGCCACGGUUCGACCCUUUUAUCAAGUACGGUGCCAACCAGCUCUACGGCAAGUACGAGUUUGAAAAGGAGAAGGCGUCAAAUCCGGGCUUUGCCAAGUUCGUUGAAGACACCGAACGUCUCAAAGAAUCCCGGAAACUAGAGCUGAACGGUUAUCUUACGAAACCUACAACUCGGCUUGCCCGAUACCCAUUGCUGCUUGAAUCCGUCCUAAAACACACUGCUGAUGACAAUCCUGACAAGGAGGAUAUCCCGAAGGCAGUUAAGCUCAUCAAAAAUUUCUUGUCGCGUGUCAACACAGAAAGUGGAAAGGCUGAGAAUCAUUUCAACUUGGUGCAGCUAAAUGCUGCAUUGAAAUUCAAUCCCGGUGACUAUGUGGAUCUGAAGCUCACGGAGGAGAAUCGACAAAUGCUCACGAAGAUGGCAUUCAAGAAGACCACCGCUGAAAGCUCCGAAGUGACUGCCUACCUCUUCGAUCACGCAGUGCUCUUAGUUCGUAUCAAAGUGGUGAAUAAACGCGAAGAGUACCGUGUCUACAAGAAGCCAAUUCCCCUGGAACUUUUGGUGAUUGCUCAGAUGGACGAGGUGAUUCCGCGCUUGGGAAUUUCGAAGCGUCCUUCUUCCAGUCUAUUGUCCAACAAAGUGGCUCCCAAUCCUCCUCCCGCAAAAGACGGACAGCUUCCGAUCACAUUCCGACAUCUUGGUAAAGGAGGCUACGAGCAGACCCUCUAUGCCACCUCCCCAACUCAGCGACGCAAGUUUAUUGAAAUGGUCGAGGAACAACAACGGAAGCUAUGGGAACGAAAUAGCAACUUCUAUAACAAGACAGUCCUUUGCGAAAGCUUCUUUUCUGCUAUCAACCGUGUCAAUUGCUGUGUCCCUGUUGAUGGCGGACGGAAGUUGGUCUAUGGCACUGACAGUGGAAUCUACUUAUCCGAGCGAUGGCCUAAGGACAAAUCCGCCAAGCCGAGAAGAGUCUUGGAGGCUAGUCAGGUUACUCAAAUCGACACUUUGGAGGAGUACCAAUUACUUCUGGUUUUGGCAAACAAAACACUAUCGUCAUAUCCAAUUGAGGCUCUUGAGAUAGGAGAGGGUCAGAACGCUGUUGCCAAGCGUCCAAAGAAGAUUCAAGGCCAUGCAAACUUCUUCAAGGCAGGAAUUGGUCUCGGUCGACACCUGGUAUGCUCUGUCAAGACAUCCGCUCUGUCGAGUACCAUCAAGGUCUACGAACCAAUGGACAACCUGGCGAAGGGGAAGAAGAAGUCGGCCGUAAGUAAGAUGUUCCAAAGUGGCCAAGAAACUCUCAAACCAUUCAAGGAGUACUACAUUCCUGCCGAAUCUUCUUCGAUCCACUUCCUACGGUCGACGCUUUGUGUCGGUUGUGCCCGUGGCUUUGAGGUCGUCAGCUUGGAAACCACCGAGACCCAAUCUCUGCUCGAUCAAGCCGAUACCUCUCUUGACUUUGUUGCCCGGAAAGAAAAUGUCAAGCCGAUUCACAUCGAACGAAUGAAUGGAGAAUUCCUUUUGAAUUACAGCGAUUUCUCAUUCUUCGUCAACCGCAAUGGCUGGCGGGCUCGUCCAGACUGGAAAAUAUCCUGGGAGGGCAAUCCGAACGCUUUUGCUCUCUCCUAUCCAUACAUUCUCGCAUUUGAGCCUAAUUUCAUCGAAAUCCGUCAUGUUGAGACAAGUGAAUUGAUUCACAUCAUGACCGGAAAGAACAUUCGAAUGCUCCAUUCUUCCACACGGGAGAUCAUCUAUGCCUAUGAAGAUGAGUCGGGAGAGGAUGUUGUCGCAAGUCUAGAUUUCUGGAACAAGCCCCAGCAAAUUUGA